AUGAUAGAUCCUCAAGGUCAAGCAAACAAGUGGAUUCGAAACAUGGAAAAGAAGAACAACUUGCAGCUAAUCAAGCCGACAGAUUCUGACUUCAUCCGGACCCUGGAGAACUGCAUCCAAUUUGGAACACCUGUGAUGCUGGAGAACGCGCUCGAAGAGAUCGAUCCUGUUAUGGAGCCGCUCCUUCUGAAGCAGACCUUCAAGCAGGGUGGUGCCAUUUGCAUUAAACUUGGAGACUCCAUUAUCGAGUACUCAUCAGAGUUUCGAUUCUAUAUUACCUCUAAGUUUCUUAAAAAUCCUCUGGGUGAGGAUCUGACUCAAAUCACGCUUGAGUAG
Messenger RNA from Protopolystoma xenopodis, 336 nucleotides. NCBI's taxonomy places the organism in Eukaryota, Metazoa, Platyhelminthes, Monogenea, Polystomatidea, Polystomatidae. The record is from the annotation of a GenBank genome assembly.